GGACGACGAACUUGCAGUUCGUCCUUUGACAUAACUCUCACAUAUGGCAGUAUUGUAUCGCCAAUGACAAACGUUGUUGUCAUGCACAGCAGCCAGGUUGAUCGUUGAGUGAUCGUCCUGUAUGGUUCUCUCACGCACCUGCUCUACAGUUCAUCCACAGCGCCAAACCUUCGCAUGGACUGACAACGGUGGGUGGUUUUCGCAACCAAUAUCCCUAGAAAGACGGGACCUUGGUUUCAGAAGUUACGAUCGCGUGUACUCCUCCAUGAUCAGUAAUCCGACAUGCUAGAACGUGCACUGAAGUGCCCUGCCAUAACUGUGUCAGUAUUAGUUGCGAUAGGGAAUUUUUCACAAAUUAUUACCUCAUACUACGAUAAAUCAUUGAUAACAUUUCGGAUCCGAAGGCUUUAGCUGAUGCGGUGG
This is a messenger RNA of Serpula lacrymans var. lacrymans S7.9, 423 nucleotides long. RefSeq lists its product as uncharacterized. Bases 122 to 289 code for a protein of 55 amino acids. The record is from RefSeq and is a predicted model, not a curated record. Lineage: Eukaryota; Fungi; Basidiomycota; Agaricomycetes; Boletales; Serpulaceae. The transcript is spliced from 2 exons.